Messenger RNA from Theobroma umbraticum, 462 nucleotides. Lineage: Eukaryota; Viridiplantae; Streptophyta; Magnoliopsida; Malvales; Malvaceae. The record is from RefSeq and is a predicted model, not a curated record.
AUGGAAACCAUAUUGAUAGUCCUUGCUAGUGCUGGUGCGAACAUUCUGCUUCUUAAACUAGGUUUUCCAAACUAUGAAGCUCGUUGUGCAUUUAGCAAUAUUGAAGGUCGUCAUUACGAUAUUCUCGAUGAGAAAGGUUGGGAGGUGGGUCUUGAUGUUGUUAAAGCUCUUAUAGAUGAGAAUACUGUAGCAAAAAAGGCAAGAAAGAUAGGGAUCUUGGUCAUUACUAACGAAGUUUAUGAACAUCUCACUUUUGGAAGCAAUCCAUUUGUUCCUAUGGGUGUAAUUGGAUCAAUGGUUCCUGUUGUCACUCUCAAUUUUAUAUCAAAGAAAUGGGUUGUUCUUGGUUGGCGACUUGGGAUCAGAUACAGUGCAACAUCUUCUCAUUCAUUGCCAGGAAGUAUGGAAAAUGCGGCAGUGGUGGGGGAAGGAAUGGGGAGUCGAAUGAGUUGUCCCUGCUGA